AUGGUGCCUCCAGCCGAAAGUAAACUCGAAAAGCUUGAACUUCAGCUGGAGGAAGGCGUAUCCUUAACCACCUCGGCCAAAAUCGAGAAGGAUACCCUCAUCCGCAACAUCCCUCCAUUUCUCUCGCACGCUAAUCAAAUCCUCAGGCCUAAUUCCGUCAACGUAUUUCUACUAUUCUUUGCUAUUGUGUGCGGCCUGUUUGCAAGAAGAGACGAUGAAACUUCAUCAUCUAGUGUUGCUGAUGAUGGUCGCCUGAACUCGGGUGCUGAUUUGAGUGUAAUUUCUAGUUCUUUUGAUGGGACGAGGCAGUCGGGUUCGGAUUGGUUGGAGUAUUCAGAGAGGAACGAGUAUAGUAAUCUUGUGGAGGAAAGUGGCGGCCGCGGCCGGCUGAGGAGGAGCAGCAGUUCUUAUCCCGAUUUUAGGCAGGAGUCGUCGUGGGAAAGUGUUGGCGACAGGUUCAGGUUCGUUGAUGAUCUUGAGGUGAAUUUUCGCGGGUCUUUGCCUCCUGAUGAUUUCCGACGCCGCGCGAGGCGGAGUCAAGAGAGAGAGAAAAGGGCUGUGGAGACGGUUUUUGAGGAGAUUCACCGGUCUGCGCCGCCUGAUAAUGUACGACCCCGCGGGAGGCGGAGGAGUCUUGAGAGGGAGAAAGUGGAAGCGGAGACGGUAGUGGGAGAAAUUCACCUCUCUCCGCCGACUGAUAAUCUCCGACGCUGUGGGAGGCGGAGUUAUGAUAGACAGAAGGAUGAAGCGGCUGAGACGCUUGUUGAGGAAAUUAUUGUGAAUAAAUUUGAAGCCAGUUCGGUACCUCCGCAGCGGCCAAUGCAGCCUGACUCAUCUCCGCCUCCGCCGCCUCCUCCUCCCGCAACUUUCAAACAGAGACGAUCUAUACAUCGCGUCCCACAUAAGAAAAACGCUGAAAGGCAAAAAGCUGAAGCUGAAUUCAGUAAAAUGAGAUCGCCACCUCCUCCGCCAGCACCACCACCUCCGCCGCCGCCUCGACCACCAGCAGCAACGUUUGAGUUUACGGAGCAUGGCAGCGAAAAGCUUCAGAAGAAAAAGAGCGGCGCAACGAAAGAAAUCGCAACAGCAAUAGCUUCGCUGUACAAAGGCCAAAGGAAAAGAAAGAAGAAAGAGAAAAGUAGAAAUAUUUACGACAGUGCCACUCACAAUUCUUUUCCAACUUCUGUACAGGAACAACCAUCACCAACUCCACCGCCGCCGCCGCCGCCUCCCCCGCCAUCUAGAGUGUUGCAAAACCUGUUCAAAAAGAGCAGCAAAAGUAAACGAAUACACUCCGUCUCCGCCGUAUCAACUCCACCUCCACCCCCUCCGCCGCCGCCUCCAAAUUCAAUUUUCAACAAUUUGUUCAAAACAGGAAGCAAAAGUAAGCGAUUCCAACAGACGUCAACCACAGCUCCACCACCCCCGCCACCCCCUCCGCCGCCUUCAUCAUUACUCAAUUCCUUAUUCAAAAACGGAAGCAAAAGCAAGCGUUUCAAGAACGUCGACGCCCCUACUCCGGCUGCAGCUCCGUCUCCAGCAGAACCACAGCCGUGGCGCGAGGUCAACACCGGUAAGCCACCAAAACCCACAAAACGCAGCACCCUGCACAAGGAAACCAUGGUAAUCGCGCCACCAUCGCCGCUCAUCUCAACGCCACCUCCUCCACCUCCGCCACCAUUCAGAAUGCCGGAGGUUAAAUUCGUUGCUCGCGGAGACUUCGUGAGAAUCCGCAGCGCCCACAGCUCCCGUUGCAGCUCCCCGGAGCUGGAAGAUUUUGAAAUCAUAUCAGUUAAAUCCGACGGCGGCGAUUCAAUGGGGCCGUCGAUUUCUUGCUCCAGCCCAGAUGUGAAUGCGAAGGCCGACACUUUCAUCGCCAGGCUCCGAGAUGAAUGGAGGUUGGAGAAGAUAAACUCAGUCAAUGAGAAGCACAAAACGGGCUGA
This is a messenger RNA of Sesamum indicum (sesame), 1944 nucleotides long. The record is from RefSeq and is a predicted model, not a curated record. Lineage: Eukaryota; Viridiplantae; Streptophyta; Magnoliopsida; Lamiales; Pedaliaceae.